AUGACCAUGAAAAACCAUAGUGCUGUCAAUGAGUUCGUUCUCCUUGGACUAUCUAUUGACCCACAUAUUCAGGCUGUACUCUUUGUGAUGUUCCUUCUGAUUUACCUCCUCACUCUGAUGGGAAAUUUCUUGAUGCUGCUGAUGAUAUGGGCUGAUUUUCACCUCCACACACCCAUGUACUUCUUUUUGAGACAGCUCUCCUUUCUGGAUCUCUGCCAUUCAUCUGUCACAGUCCCCAAGAUGCUGGAAAAUCUACUUUCUGAAAGUAAAACCAUCUUUGUAGAGAGCUGCCUGGCUCAGGCCUUCUUUGUGUUUACCACCGGGGGCACUGAAGCCUGUCUGCUGGCUGUGAUGGCCUAUGACCGCUACGUAGCCAUCAGCUCCCCUCUGCUUUACGGCCAGGUGAUGAACAACCAGCUCUGUGUUGGGCUGGUAUGGGGCUCCUGGGGCCUGGCCUUUGUGGAUGCUCUCAUCAACAUCCUCCUGGCUGUCAAUUUAGACUACUGUGAGGACCAAACUAUUCCCCACUUCAGCUGCGAGCUGUCUUCUCUCUUCCCUCUGUCUUGCUCUGAUACCUCCACCAACUUCACGCUCCUGCUUUGCUCUUCUGUCUUGCAUUUUUUUGGAACCUUUGUGAUGAUUGCUUCUUCCUAUGCCCGUAUUGUCUCCAUUGUCCUAAGCAUCAGCUCCACUUCGGGCAGAAGUAAGGCCUUCUCUACCUGCUCCUCCCACCUCACUACUGUGAUCUUGUUUUAUGGCUCAGGUUUCCUCAGCUAUCUGUUGCCAACCUCAGGUUCUGCCCUGGAGAUGAUCUUCUCCUUGCAAUACAGUGUGAUCACUCCCAUGCUGAAUCCUCUCAUCUAUAGCCUGCAGAACAAGGAGGUGAAGGCAGCUAUGGGAAGAGUGUUUAGAAAAUACUUUCAUUCUCUUUUGUAG
This is a messenger RNA of Budorcas taxicolor (takin), 936 nucleotides long. RefSeq names its product olfactory receptor 8S1-like. Gene Ontology annotation, molecular function: olfactory receptor activity; G protein-coupled receptor activity. Lineage: Eukaryota; Metazoa; Chordata; Mammalia; Artiodactyla; Bovidae. Bases 1 to 936 code for a protein of 311 amino acids. Gene Ontology annotation, biological process: G protein-coupled receptor signaling pathway. Gene Ontology annotation, cellular component: membrane. The transcript has a single exon. The record is from RefSeq and is a predicted model, not a curated record.